Molecule: messenger RNA, 3060 nt
Organism: Marmota flaviventris (yellow-bellied marmot)
Lineage: Eukaryota; Metazoa; Chordata; Mammalia; Rodentia; Sciuridae
Gene: Ccnyl1
Product: cyclin Y like 1
Biological process (GO): regulation of cyclin-dependent protein serine/threonine kinase activity
Molecular function (GO): protein kinase binding
Source: RefSeq, a predicted model, not a curated record
AUGGGGAACACGCUGACCUGUUGCGUGUCCCCCAAUGCCAGCCCCAAGCUAGGCCGUCGCACGGGGCCGGCGGAGCCGGACUACGAGUCUGAGCUCUAUGAGGCGGCGGCUGGGGACGCAGUGGCGGUGGCCGUAGCGCCGGCGCCCGCUGCCGUGGAGCCCGCCGAGUUAGAUUUUGGAGCCGGCGAGGGCCACCACCUGCAGCACAUCAGUGACCGCGAGAUGCCGGAAGAUUUAGCUUUGGAAUCAAACCCUUCUGACCAUCCAAGGGCAAGCACAAUUUUCCUGAGCAAAUCUCAGACAGAUGUGCGUGAAAAGAGGAAGAGCAACCAUUUAAACCAUGUAUCUCCAGGGCAGCUUACUAAAAAGUAUAGCUCAUGCUCAACAAUAUUUCUAGAUGACAGCACAGUCAGCCAGCCUAAUCUUAGAACCACAAUAAAAUGUGUGACCUUAGCAAUAUAUUACCACAUAAAGAACAGAGAUGCAAAUAGAUCCCUGGAUAUAUUUGAUGAGAGAUCACAUCCACUCACACGAGAAAAGGUUCCAGAGGAAUACUUUAAGCAUGACCCUGAACACAAAUUUAUUUACAGAUUUGUUCGUACUCUUUUUAGUGCUGCACAACUAACAGCUGAAUGUGCAAUAGUAACGUUGGUCUACUUAGAAAGGCUUUUAACUUAUGCUGAGAUCGACAUUUGUCCCACCAACUGGAAAAGAAUCGUUUUGGGAGCCAUUCUUCUUGCCUCCAAGGUUUGGGACGAUCAGGCUGUAUGGAAUGUGGACUACUGCCAAAUCCUCAAGGACAUUACAGUUGAGGACAUGAAUGAGAUGGAAAGGCAUUUCUUGGAGCUACUCCAGUUUAAUAUUAAUGUUCCUGCCAGUGUUUAUGCCAAAUACUACUUUGACCUUCGCUCCUUAGCCGAUGACAACAACCUGAAUUUUCUGUUUGCUCCUCUCAGCAAAGAAAGAGCACAAAACCUAGAGGCCAUUUCAAGAUUGUGUGAAGACAAAUACAAAGACUUAUGUAGAGCUGCUAUGAGAAGGUCUUUCAGCGCUGAUAAUUUCAUUGGUAUUCAGCGCUCUAAUGCUAUCCUCUCUUAAAAGGGAGAAUUGAGGGGUAAUAACAUCAUAAGCCUCUCAUCUACAAAGACUGGAUGAAAUAUCAUCACUCCUGCUCAAAAACCAGCAAAGUUUUAGUAUUUUCAUCAGAAGGAAAGACCUCGAAUUCAAGAGACUCAUGGACAAUGACAGUUGCACUCCAUAGGAAAGAAUGGGACCUUGUCAAAGCAACAAACACACUUUUUGUCCUUUUUAAUGUAAACAGAGUUAACAAAAACCACUCCAAAGCAAAAGCUCUCAACCCACAUGCAGAUAUUUGCUUACUGUGUAGGCCAAUAGCUGUGAACUAUGUGAGGUUUUUUAAUUAAUCAUUUAAAUGUUUAGACUUUUAAAGACACUAACCAUAUAACUUUUUGUUUUUUCUGUUUUUCUUCCCCUUCUCCAUUGCUGCAUAUGCCUUCAGAAUUGAUGCAGUAUUACCAUUAAAACAUGGUACUCUUAUUUUUAAUUUUUUUUUUUUGUGGUGCUGGGGCUCAAAGCCAGGGCCUAGCAUGUGCUAAAAAUGCACUGGCCCACCCCCAGCCCACUUAACACUCAUGAAGCCACUUAGGAGCAACCUGUAGCAUUUUUAGGUAUUGAAGGUUCUUCCUUCCCACUGUAUCAUAUCAUUGAAGCUGCUAGUCAUUAUUGGCAAUCAGUUUAAACCAAAAAGCUACUGGAUAACACUUGCCAUUCAUGUAUUUUGCAGGCACUACUUAUUAGCAUUUUGGCAUGUUUGGGGUCAUAAAGAGAACGUAUCACCUAUUGACUACCUACUUCUGUUGGGUCCACACUGCAUUUUUUUUUUGUGUGUGAACUAUUAAUGGUGCUUCUUACUUUCUGAUAAUUUUCCUCUUAUUAAGUAAAUGUAUUAAAAAGAUAUUUUCAUAAUGCGCCAACAUGGUGGUCCAAUGAUAACUGAGCAGAUAAAGACCAGGUGUCCUGAAGGUUUUAUUGCAAUUUUAAGUUUUGGUGACUAUGUCCUGCCGUAAAAGUGUAAAAACUACAAACUCUUUCAAAACAUCAUUUGAAAGUUUAAUUACAUUUCUUUUAAACUUAAUUUCAUAAAUUUGGAAUGUUGAGCUCUUCAAUUUUUUGUUAGCGGUCCCUCUUGAAGAUGGCAAACAUUGACUGGAACAAAAAAAUUGAAAGCUCAAUAUUUUUGCAAAAUUAAGUUUAAGAGAAAUGUAAUUUAACUUUCAAAUGAUGUUCUGAAGUUUGUAGAAUUUAUACUUCUACAGGUGUCAAAGCUUAAAAUUGCACUGAAAUUUGUGGAGAUAAAUAAUAAAGGUUAAAAAAUUUAAAAAAGGUACCCUCCUCUUUUUAAAGUAGUUUUAUGCAGGAUUGUGUUGUAUCUGCUUUGAUCACCUAAAUUUCUUUUCUAUAGAUUUGGUAAAGGAAGAUUAUGAAAGAGGAGUGUUAAUUCACAUGUAAUAAAUGAAAAGAAAUUGGACCCUAAUAGCAGGUGAUAUGAAAGUUCUUAUUCAUUUUUAUUUUUAAUCCUAAGUGUUAACCUGGUUGUAGGUAUCUCAUUUCAAGUCCUGCUAUAUAUAAGAGAGAACUUACACGAACCUUAGGAACCCUUACUUCAGGCAAGGAGUAAAUAUAAGAGGUUGAUAACAAUGUCACCUAAAUUUGAAAUAUAAAACGAUUAGUGUUCUAAACUAUGUGAAAUCCAUUUCUCUACUUAAAAGUAAUCCUAGGAAUCUUGCACUUAUGAGCCAGGAAUACUCUUUCUCAAUAUAGCAAUGCUUCACGUUAUACUGAGUGCUGCAGGUUCCAUCAUUUUUAAAGGACAGACAUAAGUGAUAAAUAAUGGUAUUUGAAAUAUUACAAUCUACCACCUCAAGAAAAAAAAAUUGUUUAUGGAGUUCAGAGCUUGGAGAUUCAAGUAUUGAUUGCAGUUUUAUUUUGAAAAGAAUGCUACAACUUAUGUGGUUUUUAUUUCUCAUGUUUAUAUUAAAA